ACUCCGACCUGUGCUCUUCAAGAUCCGAGCCUAAUCCUUCCUUCCCGUCCAUGAGCCGAAGCGAGCCUCCGCCCUAUGAUCUUUUCCCUCCGCUGCUGCUACCGUUGCCUAUCUUCUUCUUCCUCAGCAGCUGCCCUUCCUACCACCGCCUCCUUUCCCUCGUCCCCCUCCGUCGCUUCUCUUCUUCUCUCGUGCCGAAGUCUUCGAUCCCUCCAGCAAAUCCACCCUCACUUUAUCCGCAAGGGUCUAGAGCAGCACCAAGUCCUCGUCUGCCGCUUUAUCGUCCUCUGCACUUCUCAUUUUGCGCUACGUUAUGCCUCAGAAGUCUUUUUUCGCGUCUCCUCGCCCAACGUCAUCCUGUGGAACGCCCUCCUCAAUGCCUCCUCCAAUCUCUCUUCGCUCUCUCACACCGUUUCCCUGUUUAACCUCAUGCGCCGCUCCCAACACCCUGAUGGCUUCUCCUUCCCCUGCCUCCUCAAAGCCUGUUCUUUUCACGCCGCUUUCUUCCUUGGCGCCUCCCUCCACUCUGCUGUCCUGCACCUCGGGCUCGAGGACGACCUCUUCAUCCGCACCUCCCUUGUCGACUUCUAUGGCAAAUGUCGCCAGAUUGAUGCGUCUCGGAAGUUAUUUGACACGAUAAGAAAUGAGGUUACUUGGACCGCCAUGAUUGCAGGCUAUUUAAUUUCCGGCAAUCUACUGGCCGCCCGCCUUCUGUUCGAUGAAAUGCCUGAGAGGAAUUUAGUUACUUGGAAUGUAAUGAUUGAUGGGUAUGUGAAGGCCGGAGAUUUGAUGAAUGCACGGAAGGUUUUCGAUCAUAUGCCUAAAAGGAAUGAGAUUUCCUUUACUUCAAUGAUUGACGGGUACACAAAAGCCGGAGACAUGGCUUCUGCCAGGUUCCUGUUUGAACAACUGGACAACAAAGAUGUCUUUCUGUGGUCAGCAAUGAUCUCUGGUUACGCGCAGAACUGCCAGCCCAUUGAGGCCUUCAAGCUUUUCCUCGAAAUGCAUAAUAGAAAAAUCAAACCUGAUCAAGUCAUUAUGGUCGGAUUGAUGUCGGCCUGCGCACAAUUGGGUAGAACGAGUAUCGCCAAGUGGGUCGAUCAAUAUGUUCAGCAGAUCCCUCUCGAUGCCAGCAAACCUCAUGUUUUGGCUGCCUUGAUAGACAUGAAUGCCAAAUGUGGAAACAUGAAAAGAGCCGUCUUUCUGUUUGAUUCCAUGCAGGUCAGGGACUUGGUCUCUUACUGUUCCUUGAUGCAAGGAUAUUCUAUACAUGGAUUUGGAGCUGAGUCGGCCAAGCUAUUCGAUCAAAUGCUCAGAGAAGGGAUCAUCCCGGACAAUGUCGCCUUCACGGUGAUAUUUACUGCUUGUGCCCAAGCUGGCCUUAUUGAAGAGGGUAGUAAGUAUUUUAAGUUGAUGAAGGAUGUGUACAACAUUACUCCUUCUAAUGAUCACUACGCAUGCAUGGUGGAUCUUCUCGGGCGGGCGGGUUUGUUGAAAGAGGCGUAUGAUUUUGUGAAAUCUAUGCCGGUGGAGCCUCACGCCGGUGUCUGGGGUGCGCUUUUGUUAGCAUGUAGGAUGCAUUGCAAUACGGAGCUUGCGGAGAUAGCUUUAUCGAGCCUUAGUGAGGUAGAACCUCGAAAUGCAGGGAAUUUUGUGUCGAUGUCGAAUAUCUAUGCUGCGGAUGAUAGGUGGGCUGAUGUUUCAAAGGUAAGGAAUGUGAUGAAAUUGAGGGGGUUGAGGAAGAUCCCUGGUUGUACUUGGGUUUAUUCCUAGAGAAGUCUUUUUUGCGUGUGAUGUUUGACCAAAAAAAUGAAAUUUUUAUUGACUUCUUCUGAGAUUUUAAUCUCGUUGAAACAGUGGAGCAGCACAUUGUAUAUAGAGAAAUUGGGAAGAAAUUAUUUACUUCGGAAACCUACUCCAAUUUUGUUAAUGCAUAUAAUGUUAUAAUGUUGAAAUCAUGAA
Phalaenopsis equestris is the source of this 1962-nucleotide messenger RNA. Its product is annotated as putative pentatricopeptide repeat-containing protein At5g37570. The transcript is spliced from 2 exons. The coding region runs from base 76 to 1773 and encodes 565 amino acids. Gene Ontology annotation, biological process: RNA modification. The record is from RefSeq and is a predicted model, not a curated record. Gene Ontology annotation, molecular function: protein binding; RNA binding. Lineage: Eukaryota; Viridiplantae; Streptophyta; Magnoliopsida; Asparagales; Orchidaceae.